Messenger RNA from Gastrolobium bilobum, 1414 nucleotides. Its product is annotated as secretory carrier-associated membrane protein-like. The transcript is spliced from 13 exons. The record is from RefSeq and is a predicted model, not a curated record. NCBI's taxonomy places the organism in Eukaryota, Viridiplantae, Streptophyta, Magnoliopsida, Fabales, Fabaceae. Gene Ontology annotation, cellular component: recycling endosome membrane; trans-Golgi network membrane. Bases 225 to 1163 code for a protein of 312 amino acids. Gene Ontology annotation, biological process: protein transport.
GUUCAGUCUCUCUCUCUCUUCAAAGCCUCUUAAGCUGACCAAAGACCAUUCCUCUGUCUAAAUUGCAGCCAUUUCCUUGCAUAAGAAGAUUUAAACUUUCUUAUCUGAACAUUUAAAAGUCUUUUUCUAUUUUUAUUUCUUUUAUACUUUGUUCUGUGAAGAGUUCUAGAUCUUUGCAUUCACUGGUUCCAUUUCCGAGGCUGGUUUCUUGCUAGCACCAUCUCAUGGCAGGUCGCUUCGACAGUAACCCCUUCGCUGAAGAAGAAGAAGUCAAUCCCUUCUCCGUAAAUCCAGCUGUAUGGGGAAAAACAUCUUGCAAGUCAAAAGAUAGUGGGGGUGGCUUUUUCACUACGAAUCCUGGAAGAUUUGCCCCUGCCACAAAUUCAAGGCUUGCACCUCUUAAUCCUGAACCCGCUGAUUAUAAUUAUGGCUUUGGUGCGACAGUUGAUAUACCUCUUGAUGCAUCAACGGAUUUGAAAAAGAAGGAAAAGGAACUCCAAGCCAAGGAGGCUGAAUUGAAAAGACGGGAAAAGGAUGUCAGACGCAAAGAAGAAGCUGCUGCACGAGCUGGAAUUGUUCUUGAGGAGAAGAAUUGGCCACCAUUUUUCCCAAUUAUCCAUCAUGAUAUUGCUAAUGAAAUUCCAAUUCAUCUCCAAAGAAUGCAAUACGUUGCAUUUACUUCUUUAUUAGGAUUAGCAUUGUGCCUUACAUGGAAUAUUUUAGCUGUCACUGCAGCUUGGAUUAAGGGAGAAGGUGUAAAAAUAUGGUUUCUUUCUAUUAUCUACUUCAUAGCAGGGGUUCCUGGAGCAUAUGUCCUGUGGUAUCGUCCAUUAUACAACGCUUGUAGGACUGAUAGUGCUUUUAAGUUUGGAUGGUUUUUCCUGUUUUACCUGCUUCAUCUAGGAUUCUGUAUCUUAGCUGCAGUUGCUCCUCCUAUAGUUUUCAAAGGAAAAUCCCUGACAGGCAUUCUGUCCGCCAUAGAUGUGAUUGGUGACACUACUAUAGUUGGAAUUUUCUACUUCAUUGGAUUCGGUUUAUUCUGCAUUGAAACAUUGAUCAGCGUCUGGGUUAUUCAGCAAGUAUAUAUGUACUUCCGUGGCAGUGGUAAGGCUGCUGAGAUGCAACGGGAAGCUGCAAGAGGAGCAUUGAGGGCUGCAAUAUGAUCUAUCACCUUAUGAAGGCAGUAUGGAUUGGAUGCCUUGUGUUUGGAUUGAUGGUGUAAAUUACUAGCCACAGAAAUUGAGGAUAAAUUUUUUUAAUGAGGUGAUUCUUGUUUUUAACUGUUUCUCUUUUGUUUAACGUGCUACCUGUUCAUGUGGUUUGUUAGUGUAUAUUAUAAGCAGAAAGCUUAGACAUACAGUGAGUGGCUGGUAGAAAGUGAUACAAUUUAUUGAGUUGAUCCUCUAUAUAUAUA